This is a messenger RNA of Corapipo altera (White-ruffed manakin), 3791 nucleotides long. RefSeq names its product fibronectin type III and SPRY domain containing 2 (gene FSD2). The coding region runs from base 770 to 3145 and encodes 791 amino acids. The transcript has 13 exons. Gene Ontology annotation, molecular function: protein binding. The record is from RefSeq and is a predicted model, not a curated record. NCBI's taxonomy places the organism in Eukaryota, Metazoa, Chordata, Aves, Passeriformes, Pipridae.
GGGGAUGUAUGUGCAUGUAUAACAAGCAUAUGCAACAGUAUGAUUUCUAUUUUUUUCCUAAAUUCUGAAUUUUAAUAUUUCUUUCUAAUAUAUGAUCACGAUUCCAACUCAAUCCCAUAGUAAAGCUUCUGCUAACUUAAUAGAGAGGACUUUGCCAGUAAGUGUUUGCAGAGAACAGAACAGACACGUAGUUGUGCAGCAAUGCUGUAAGCAUGUGUCCAGCCAUGCGAGUCAGUUUGUGCUGGAUGCAGGUUCUGUGUAUCCCACACACGAUAGUCUGCCUAACACCCCAGCCUUGGAAAUCACACCCAGAGGCAAUGACUGCACCCUGCAGGGUUUAUUAAUACCACCUCCGAAAGUGAGAGGGUGCUCUGGCUUUAGUGAGGGCUCUCUAUAACCAUUCUAAGUACUUCAGAUCCAGGAAUCAACCUUCAGAGCCUUUUCUUGGUGUAUGACAUUCAUCCUGGUGACACUCAAGUAGCACACUGCUGAAGGACAGCCGGGGCACAUCUAUAUUUGUGCCAUUGCUCAUUGCUGGCAUGUCCCUAUCGCAGCAAAGAGGCAGGCUAGGGUUACUGCAAUGCAUCUCCCAACUGCAGUCAUAGGAAAGUGGCGAGCAAUUGCUUUCGUGUGAAUUAAUUUUUACUAGGGGAAAUAGAAGUGAACUUUGAUUCCAUCUGAGCUAUCAGAAGAAUUUAUGACGUCUUAAGAUAGAAGGCAAGUUUUUAGAUUGAGACUUGACAUCUCAAAAGCCUUGCUGAGGAUACCAAUGUCAUCCAGAUCUGGCAGCACAAGAGAGUAUGAAACUAGUAGCCAGUCACGUGGCCGUUCAGCUUCCCCACCGGUCCCAGAGUCCAGUGAGACAGAGUCUGAAGGUUUGAUAUUUUAUCACAUGGAUCUUUAUGGAUCAAAGGAGAGGUUUGAUAUCUUUCCUGAAGAGCUGUCUGGUCGAGAAGACAGAUCUCUGGGGGAUACAAGAAGAGAAUCUGUAUUGAGUAGUGAAAAAGUUCAGUGCUCACAAGAAAUUGGCUACGACAUGGAAAAGGAGGUUGCAGAGCUGGCUAAGAUGUAUGGACUUGAUGAGGAUAAAGAAAAAGAGCUUGAGCUUCUUGGAGGACGUGUGGAGAUGGAGAGCAGAUGGCCACCUGCUCGCACAAAAAAAGCAGGAUCACAAGGCUCCAUAUAUAACACAUCAAAAAGCAGCACUUCAGUGAAAGAUCAAAGUCAAAGCACAAAGCAACAAGGACUUCCUGGCGAGGCUUCUCAAGAUGAAGAUCAGAGCAAAACCAUAGCAGAUGAUGAGGUUGAGAGCAACAUAUGGUCCAGAGAGGGGCUUAGCAGUGGCGGCAUGUCAGAUGAGUGGAACAGUCAGGCUGUCAGUGAGGAGCAGGAGGAGGAGGAAGAGGAGGAAGUGGCAAAUGUUUUUUGUUCUACCUGCAAGAUACCCAUCCGAGCUUUUGACAAACUGUUUGGUGAGCACAAGGAUCAUGAGGUGACUCAACUGCCCAAUGCCUUGGAAAGUGAAAAGGAAGAGAUUCAUAAAAACAUGUGCAAGUUAGAAGAACAGAUUGCUCAGAUGGAAAAUGUUGCCAGUCAUUUGGAGGAAAUCUUCCUCACUGUAGAGGAAAAUUUUGGGAGGCAGGAGCAGAACUUUGAGGCGCAUUACAACGACGCAGUACAAGUGCUUGCUCAAAAGUAUGAAGAACAGCUGGAAGCACUGGGGGAAGAGAAGAGGCAGAAGCUGGAAGCUCUAUAUGAGCAGCUGGUCAGUUCUGGGAAACUUCUCGACACCUGCAAGGAACUGACAGACAAAACUCAUGAACUUUUCCUGGAAAAUGACAAAGCUGAAUUUAUGAAGGCAGCAGUAACCAUGGUUGACAGGCUGGAAGAAUUCUUAAAGCAAGAAGUGAAUUUAGAGCUUUCAACACUGCCAGACUUUGAAGAGCGGGUCAUAGAUUUCUCUGAAGUUGAACAACUAAUGAACUCCAUUAAUGCUAUUCCAGCUCCUUGUGCCCCUGUGAUCAAUCCCCAGGCUCCAAAUGCAGCAACUGGCACCUCACUGAGAGUUUGCUGGGGCCUCUUCUCAGAUGACACUGUGGAGGGAUAUCAACUGUGCUAUAAACCAGUGAGCAACGAGAGGCACAGUGAUGAGCGGGCAGAGCAUACCCUAAAAGUCAAAGAAACAUACUGCACCAUUACUAAUCUGUUGCCGAAUACACAGUAUGAAUUUUGGGUCAGUGCUUUAAAUGCCUCUGGUAUCAGUCCACCAAGUGAAAGAGCAGUUUAUGUGACAGCUCCUUCACCACCUAUCAUAAAGAGUAAAAAGAUCCGAAGCUGUGAAAAUGCAGCACUGGUGUGCUGGGAAUCUGGAGACAUCAACCCUGUCGAUUCCUACACGGUUGAAUUGCACAAGCUGACGGAUGAAGAAAAUGAUGAUAUUAUUACUGAAUCUAUUGUUGGGAUUCCUAACUGUGAAGUCCUAAUUCACCUCCAACCAACACAAAGGUAUCACAUCUGUGUUAGAGCCCAAAACCUAGGUGGCUCCAGUGAAAGAAGUGAACCUGUCCUGAUACACACCACAGGCACCUGCUUCUACCUUAAUGAGGACACAGCCCAUCCUUUACUGGCAAUCCUAGACGACGGAUUUACAAUUUCAUGCGAUGAACUGGAAAACCCAGAGUGUGAUCUGCCCGUCUAUGAUAACAGCUUUACAAGAUGUAUUGCAAUCUUGGGCAGUCUGAUCCCAUUUCCAGGAAAGCAUUACUGGGAGGUGGAAGUUGAGGAAGAUACAGAGUACAGAACUGGCGUGGCUUUUGAGAACACUCCGAGACAUGGUCACCUGGGGGCAAACAAUUCAUCCUGGUGCAUGAGACAUAUCAUCACACCAUCAAGGCACAAGUACGAGUUCCUGCACAGCGGGAUGACACCAGACAUCAGAAUUACUAUUCCCCCUACAAGGAUUGGCAUCCUGCUGGACUACGAGAACUGCAGACUGUCAUUUUUCAAUGCAGAUAUUGCCCAGCACCUUUACACAUUCAACUCACGCUUCCAGCAUUAUGUCCACCCCUGCUUUGCUUUGGAAACACCUGGUAUCUUACGGAUACGUACUGGAAUUACAACGCCUCCAUGGACUGCCCUCCUAUAACCUGUGUUCUGCCGCUACCACACCUACAUCUGCCCUAAGCAAUGCCCUCUUUCAGCAUCAACUGCUCCAUCACACUCCCUGUAAACCAGCUGUUUCCUAACAAGAAGAGCAAAGCAACCCUGACCCAGAUCAACUGCCAGGCCUGAGCCCUUACAAGUUACAUCCUCUUAGGAAGGAUCUUAGCAGAAAGCCACUAUGGUCACAAGAUCCAUCAGCAUCUCAGAAUUCUCCACUUAGAAAGAGAUACCAUCCUUCUCAGAGGUGACACUGUCAUCAUGCAGCAGUGGCAGCUGGAUCAUUUGGGUGAUUACUUAGGUGACCCCAAUACCCAUCUGAUGCCCAGGGAACUUCCUAGUUCCAGAGCAAUCAUUAAUUCUACUCCUGAGGCUGCUGAAGAGCCAAACAUUCAAAGAAAAACAAAAAUAGCAAAAGGCAUGAACAGUGUACAGCUGCUAGAGCUGAAAACACUCCAACCAUGAAGCUGAUCUCACAAUCAAGUUUUCUUGUUGCUACAUGAAGCCUGUGACACGAGAUAAUCAAAUACGCCUCCCCUGUGUGUGAACUGUUAGUGCCUACAUACCCAGUGAGGCUUUCUGAAAUACCCAAGCGUGCACUACAGUCUCAAAUAUAAGACACUUUUACAGAA